Messenger RNA from Magallana angulata, 4431 nucleotides. RefSeq names its product cilium assembly protein DZIP1-like. Bases 142 to 2862 code for a protein of 906 amino acids. Gene Ontology annotation, biological process: cilium assembly. The transcript has 21 exons. NCBI's taxonomy places the organism in Eukaryota, Metazoa, Mollusca, Bivalvia, Ostreida, Ostreidae. The record is from RefSeq and is a predicted model, not a curated record. Gene Ontology annotation, cellular component: ciliary basal body; cytoplasm.
GUGCUUUGUUAUGGCGGUUGGAGAAAAAUUCCAGGUGAAAAAGUCCGAGAGGAUGAAACGAAUGAUAUAGAAUGGUUGACACGAAAUUUUGAAUUAUGGAAUAAUGAUCGUCGGAUAGUUAACUUUUGCAUAUUACUCAAGAUGGCCACACAAUUUAUGUCACAGUACAAUGGGCAUGGGGCAGCAGGCCCACAACUUGGAAUAAACAUGGGUCACCAAUCUGCUUAUGCCAGUAAAAACUCAAAUGGAAGAAGUUUUGCAUUCAGAAAGAGAUAUGAAAGAAUUGACUGGAGGAGAAUUGCUUCAGUGGAUGUUGACCAAGUGGCAAGGACAUUGGACUUUAAUGCUCUUCAAGAAAACAUCAUGAACUUGACAUUUUGCAACAUUGAGGCUGAACUGGAUGUAAGAAUGGUGGAUCCAAAUUUCAUAAAACUCUUCAAACUGGCCCAGCUGACAAUUGAAUAUUUACUGCACUCCCAAGAAUACCUGACAGGAGUUGUCUCCAGUAUGGAAGAGAAAAUCAAAAAGGAAGAAGAGGAUCAUGCUGAAACAAAAGCCCAGUUAGAAAAAGUUAAGAAGGACCUGGCAGAAACAAAGAAAGAGAGUCACAAAAGAAAGAAGUUACUAAUGGCUCAGCAACAACUCAUUCACGCUGGCUCAGGCAGUUACAAUAAGUGUCCAUUCUGCCCUAAAGCUUUCCUCAAUUCAUCAUUUCUCCAAUCGCAUAUAAACCGCCGCCAUAAUGAUUUCUCGGGCAAGGCAGCAUCAGUUGCCAUGGGAGCAGAGCAGAGCACUGGUCAAAUUCCCCAGGCUGUCAGAGAAACAAAAGAAAUAUUCCAACAGUUUCAAGUUCAACAGGAACAUGCGCAGACAUUUCAUGAAAGUACAUCUCCCAAAUUGCAAGACACCACAGCAAAGAUGGAAGUUAUUAGAGUUCAAGAGGAAGACAAGAAGGAAAUUGAGAAAAUUAAGGAAAUGUUCAUGAGAGAAUUAAAAGACAUGAAUGAAAAGUACCAGUCAUCUGAGCGUGCUAUGACUGAAAUGGAGCAACGCCUCGGCAAGAAGUCAAACCUGGGUGACCUUCAGGAUGAUGUCGACAAUGAGCGGGAGUUACUACGGCAACAGAAGGAAGAAGUGGCCAUGUUGAAGGAGCAGUUGGAGAGGCAGCUAAGAAAUGCCAGCCUGGAGUCGUCCACCCACACGAGUGAGAUGGACAGGAGAUCAAGACGAGAGGAGAGAAGCAGGCGUAAACCUCCGCCCCGUAAACAGGAAGUUCAAAUCGAGAAACCUGUAGAGGAUGAAAUUGAGGAAAUGUUGGAAGAUGCUGGUGCAGCAGCUUCUCCGGAGAGGGUGACGCCCCGUGGGGGACAGCCUAGUGGAGUAGAGGUCCCAACCAAGCUGAUGAUGGAGCCCAGCGAUGAUGACGAGGAUACAGAAAUGAAAUCUGCAAGGGGCACAGGAAGCUUUGGCAGGGAGUCCAUGCAUAGUACAAUGGAUUCCUUCAGGAGUGGAGAGCUGACACUGAGGACGACCCAGUUUUUGGAGGAACUGAGGAAGAACCCGACCCUCAGGCUGAUGAGGGACGAGCUGAUCUCCUUACUGCAGGACAGCCUGGACAAGAUUGGGAUCCCACCGGAAACAAGAGGCAUUCCUGAUGAUUUGUUGAUCAGUAAACUGGCCUUACUGAAGCAGAGGAGACAAAGCACAGUGCAGAAAUAUCCAAUCUUCACCGAGUUCAGGAAGCAGUGUAAUGCACAUGCUGACCAUUUGGCUCGUGAAAAAUUGAAGCAACAGAAGAAAUCGCCUCCUCCCCCUUCAGGUGGUAGAUCAGGAAUUCCUCCUCGUGCUAUGAAUACCAGUAUGACAGCCUCGGGAACCUCGAGUCCUGUCCGGUCAGCCAACCAGUCUCCUAUACGACAGCCUCCUGCUCCUGUCGCCAGACAGCCAGCCAUGUCCACUCCCCAAAGACCCACCUCAGCAUCCUCUGGUCAGGGCAGGUACCCACCUCCCCAGACUCAGCCCUCACGGGCAGCAGCCCCUCAGCAACAACCAAAGCCUGCGCCCCGCAGUCCCCAAAGGACGCCCCACUCCACAGGUUCAAGCUUAGAGUGGACCAGCACUCAGUGGGAAUCUGGGGAAGAUGAAGAGACAGAGGAAGAAAGUGAAGCACCAGCAUUUGAACAUGUCAGGGUGAUAAAGUCAGGGCCUGCGGGGAGGGGAAGGGGAAUCCCUGCCCCCAGAGGCCAACCCACACCUGGGGCUAGACAGCCAGUGCAGGUUCAGUCUCGGGGGAAGGUUCAAGAUGAUGAUGAAGAUGAUGUUUGGGAUUCAGAUGUUAGUGAUUUAGAGGAAGAAAUUCUACCUUCGAAGUCUAGAACAGCUCCAGGCCCUAUCAGGGUUCAGUCCUCUCCUGUCCGAAAUCCUGGUCUCUCUACCUCACCUGCCCGGGGUGGACCAGUCGUUGUACAGCCCAAAGGUCAGAAGGUCGCGGAACUCUCACGUACCAUAGAGAUGCAGUUAGCUGGUCGCAAAGAAAAGAAGUUAGCUGGAGCAGUAGACACUAUGGGUGGAAAAAAAGAGGAGGACGUUCUUGAUGACUUCUCGGACAGUGAUUGGGAUGUGUCCCCUGUGGAGGAUGAGCCCCGCGCUGCCACAGCACCAAAGCGAGCCCCAGUGCAAGUGAGAAGUAGUCAUGCCUCUGAUACGACCAACACUUAUGGUACAAGCGUGUGGGGAUCAUCAUCCAAAGGAGCCAGCACGGUACCAGCUGGAGGGACCCAGGGAGGACGAGCAUCCCGGGGGUCCUACGUCAGUGUGACGGACGUCAGCUCAGAUGAAGAGCUUGACCUGGACAACAUAUGAAAACCUCAAGACUGACCAUACACCUCAUUCACAUACAUGUAAAAAAUGAAACUCUUCUGAAUGACAGUCCUUUCCUAAGGAUUCAGUUACAUUGCAUGCUAGGUUACUGAUAUUUUCUUUACCUUUAUGUUAUGUAUGACCAUAUUUGUUUUGGUGCUUCGAGAUAAUGAUUAUGACAACAGGUGUCCGAGAUUUCUGGCUCUUGUACUGACUCCUAGAUUCUAAUCACAACUGGUUGUACUCCGAGAUUCUCUCCCUUAGGGUAGCUGUUUGAUAUUGGAUUUAUUUCAGAAACUUAUUCUAUUACCAUGGGUAAUGACUAAAACUGUGAUGUUGAUUCAUUUUUACUUGUUAAAUGACAUAUCUGCUAUACAUGUACAUAUCCUGUAUUUUUAUGCAAAAUACUUAAAUAUGUUGAGAUUGUUUGCUAUUCCCUCCAAAACCUUUUCACAUUUUGCUCUUAAAAUGAACUUUAUGCAUUUUUAUCUCAAAUUUGAUAAACAGGUAUUUGCAACUCAAACUGUUUUUAUGUGAUGCAUUAUAAAGGUUAGAAUUUAGAUGUUAUAGAUUACAGUAGACCCAUAAACAUACUAAAGGCUAGACUUGAAAGGUUGUUUAUAUAAAAGUGCCUAAAUCAAACUUUACCUAGGCUUAUUUACACUGCAGUGCAUAUUACGUCAUCCGUCCAGACAGCAAAAUGUGCUACAGUGACUUGUUAAGUAAAUUCUUAUGUAUGGAUUUCAAAGAUUUAUACUUUAUUACUGCAUGACUUGUUUAAUGAGUAAUUUUAAUGUAGGAAUUUCAAAGAUUUUAGUUCUACUGUAUUACAGCAUGUCUUGUUAAGUAAAUUUUUAAUUAGGUAUUUCAAAGAUAUUAGUUUUGCUGUUUUCAAGAUUGAUUUUUACAUAGUCUGUUUAUAGAGAUGAGAAGAGAUAUACAUGACUUUUUAAAGAGUGAUUAUCUUUGUUUUAAUUUAGUUUUAUUGCAUACAUCCAACCAUAAUUUGAAUAAUAUUUGCUCUCAGUAAAAACAGCAUUCAUAGACAUAUUUACUUCCAUUGCCAUGCAUUAAAUAAAACAAUUUUUUAGUGUUUGAAUAAUAUCUGACAUUUCUUUAGAAGCAGAGACUUAGUUAUGUUACAUACAAUGUUAUUCUGCCUUGCCGUCCCAAAUGACAUAUUUGUUCAUGUACAUAUUUUAUGUACUGUUCAUGUACAUAUAUCAUGUACAUGCAUGUGAUUAGAUGAGAUUUCAUUAACACAACUUAAAUUACUUGUUGUUGAUUUUAUUUUGUAUAUUUCAUCAUGAAGCAUUUAUUGCAUGUUAUAAUUGUGUAUAAGAUAUAUUUAUUACUACGUAGAAGUGCUGUAACUUAUUUUUAUGGCACGUAGAAAAAGUGCAUGUAAAAUAUUUAUAUAUAUGGAAGAGUUUGUAUACGUUUGUAUACCGAGUAUUUGUUUUUGGUUAAUUGUAUUUUUAUUGAAAGUUGUAAAAAUGUCAUUCAUUUACUGCUAUGCAUGACUAAGCAAAAAUCAAUAAACCAUAAAUAAAUUAAUUAAUUUUCAUAUCA